AUGUCGGGUACAAUGCGGGACAAAACAAACGACAAGCAGGGCUUUCGGUUUACGUGGCCGUUCCCUCAGAAGCCGUCACUCACAUAUCGAAUCAAAUCGUACUUGACAAUGGGCUUCGUCACUGCCGUAGCAAAAAUUAUUUUUCUGAGAGGUUUGCUAUUACUGAUUCUAACAAGCAACCAAAAACGAAAAAUAGUUCAGGAGCCAACAAACUGAUCGCCCACAACAAAGAGGCGUUCGUCAAGAUUCUGGAGAAUAAGGAGCAGCCACUCAUCACCGUCUCCAAUCACCGCUCAAACAUAGACGAUCCGCUCAUGUGGUGCAUUCUCAAGUUCCGCGAAUUCUGGCGGUUCAAAGACCGUCACCGGUACACGCUGGCCGCUCACAAUAUCUGUUUCACAAAACAAUUCCACACGACGUGAGUGUUUAUUUCCCUUCUAAAUACUUACAAAUUCGAUCCUGUACUAUCUUCCAGAAUGUUCUCCUUGGGCCGGUGUGUUCCGUGCGUUCGUGGCGAAGGAGUCUAUCAGAAAGGCAUGGAUCAUUGCGUGGAUAUGCUGAAUGACCACAAAUGGGUACACAUUUUUCCGGAAGGAAGAGUGUGCAAGCAUUCCGAAGAGCCGCUUCGGUUCAAGUGGGGAGUCGGAAGACUUGUGAUGGAUACGAAGACCGAUCCGCUGAUCCUCCCGAUCUGGUGCAAGAACAUGGAAAGUGUGUGGCCCAUCCAACCGCCCUACUAUCCACGGUUUGGAAACGUGAGUGACUUUCUGAAUUUCAAUCAGCUACAUACACGGCGAAAUAUUGUGAACAUGCUCGGGCCCCUUUUUAUCGCUCCUUAUCGAAAGCCGUGCCCCAUUAACACGCGGGUGUGCCGCUACGCAGCGACACAAUGCGGGCGGGAAAUUCAAAGAAUGUUCACAAAUGCUCGCCGUGUAUAACAUUUGUUCUUCAGAAAGUUGACGUGCACAUCGGCGAACCCUUCUCCCUUUCGAAUCUCAAACAAAAGGUUCUCUCCAAAAAAGAGACUUUGAGUACGGAACAAAUGCGGAAGAUAAUUACUGAUGAAGUGCAGAACCGGAUGUACGAACUGGGAGAAAAAGUCGGUGACCUUCCGGAGGGAUCGGCGCGGAACGUCUUGCAGAAAAACCCGCCAAUUAAAUUCUAA
Messenger RNA from Caenorhabditis sp. 36 PRJEB53466, 1165 nucleotides. NCBI's taxonomy places the organism in Eukaryota, Metazoa, Nematoda, Chromadorea, Rhabditida, Rhabditidae. The record is from the annotation of a GenBank genome assembly.